Molecule: messenger RNA, 1213 nt
Organism: Actinia tenebrosa (Australian red waratah sea anemone)
Lineage: Eukaryota; Metazoa; Cnidaria; Anthozoa; Actiniaria; Actiniidae
Source: RefSeq, a predicted model, not a curated record
AGAUAACUAUAUAUUCAGCUGUGGUCGUUCGUCGCCCAUAUGGGAUGUAAGUGAAGGCGCCAAAACUACCGAAGAACGGGAACGCACCAUGAGUCUUGCACAUCCCAAGAAAGCCCACCCUCGAUAUCAACCCGAAAAACCUUGCAUAUGGCCCGUAUCAGGUGCUGCAAGAAAAGCAUCUCCUAGCCCUCGUGUAGAACUGCUUGCGCGUCCCAAGACACGUUCUGAGGGACUCCACAGGGAACCCACGUGGGCUGUGCCGCCGUCAGCGAUGAGGACUGUUGCUUCUGCGAGAGUACAAGAGCUUGCAAAGGCCAAACAGACAGCUGAAGGCUACGAGCAUUGUAAGGAGCUAGAUGAGCCUAUACCUAGGAGCGUUCUGCGCGCAAGUGCAACAGAAAGAAUAAAAUCGUUAUCAAGACCGAUUGUUAGAGAAACCAUGGAUCAUGUACAGUUUAAUCCAGAUGCUUUCAAAGUGAGUCCAGCUGCGCUGAAGGGUCGUAUGCCUGAUAGAAUAGCAGAGCUUGCUCAAACAAUAUCUCGAAGAUAAUGGACAUGCUCUGUGGUGCUGCAAAAUAUAGGAUUUUAAUUAUUUAUUGUGCAAAAUAGUUACCAUCGUUUCUUGAAACGAAAGAUUGUAACUGUCUAAUAACUAUCUUCCAUCAACUUGAUAAACAGGCAAGGGCGGAUACAGGAAAGUUGUUUAGGACUCUCGCCUGUAGGAUGUUACAUUUAGCAUGGACCUAGGGAAAUAAUUUUUUAUUUGCUGUCUUUCCAAAAGUUUGAAUUUUCAAGCUGAUUAAUGCACCAAAAUAAUUUUGUCAUGGCAAAGAAUGUCUAUGAGAAAGAAAGAUUGGAGGGGGACGAAAUAAAGGUAUAACGAAUGAGUUGCAGAACAACACAUUAUCAAUUUAAAGUUUUUAAAUACUCCAGAUCUUAAAGAAAUUCUAGAACAUUCAAGGAAGUGAAGAAAAAUCAAGGAAAGAAUGGCAAGAUAAUAUUUUCACAUAAUACUUUAUGGAAUAUUGACUAAAGUACAAUGAUACUUCUAUUUUUUAAUGCUUUUAUAUUUUCAUUAUGAUGUUCAAGUUAAACCUGUCACAUCCUUUACAGAUAUCAAAAUGUGUGAAUUGUUAAUUAUAUUUUAAAAGAAAAAAAUUGGAAUACGAUAACAAAAAUAUUUGCUUCUAAAUUUAAUUUCAUAAUAUCAUGU